GUAUACUCUCUUGCAUUGUAAUAAACAUAUGAACAAUUAGAGACUAAUGAAACAUAUACAUAAAUACCUAUGUACACAUUUCUCGGUCUGUCCACACUUUGAAUCUAUACUUUGCGCGAACGUUACUGCUUCUGAUUUUCUACGUUGGCAAUAUUGAGUCAACUAACUAGCGUUCGUAAUCUGGGAAUGAAUAUCGCCAACAUGAUCAAAAGAUGGAUUUUAAUUCUGAAAAAUGUGUUUUAGAUAAGUGUCAUAUUUAAUUUAAAAAUAAUAUCCAAUGAAAUUCUAAAACGGUGACAAUAGUAAAAUAAAAAAUAAAAAAAAAAAAGAAAAUGUCAACCAUGAAAGGUGUAAGAAGAAAUAUACCUUAUCUCCAACAGCAAUUUGCUGCACUUCUUGGUAACACAAGUACUAGUGUCAAGUUUAUAUGUAUUGUGAUGAUAUUAUCGUAUUGUCUCUCUUUUAUGGAGCAGGCAAUCAUCACUUUAAGUGUAACACCAGGUUACUUAUUGCCUCCAUCAUUUUGGAUAUGGACGGCGUUUACUUUUUGUUUUCUGGAAAUACAUUUCUGGGAAGUGUGUGUAGACAUUAUAACAGUUGGACUUUGUGGCAAACUCAUUGAACCCCUAUGGGGUGCGAUGGAAAUGAUGACCUUUUUUGCAGUUGUCAAUGUUGGUGUUGGAAUAUUAUCAGCAUUAUAUUAUUUAUUUCUCUAUAUGUGUACUAGUGAUACGGACUUUUUAUUUGAUAUCCAUAUUCAUGGAUUAACAGGUUAUAUAGCAGGUGUUAGCGUUGCUGUUAAACAAAUAAUGCCAGAUCAUAUUUUGUUGAAGAGUCCAAUUGGUAAAAUAAUGAAUAGAAAUAUUCCCCUAAUGGUGUGGCUAGUUAGUUUGUUAUUGUGGAUCGUAGGAUUAUUAGAAGGUACACAUCCGACAAUGUUUUUAAAUGGUCUCAUUAUAUCUUGGAUGUAUUUGAGAUUUUAUCAAAGACAUACUAAUGGAUCUAAAGGAGAUAUGGCUGAUAAUUUUACUUUUGCAAGUUUUUUCCCCAAUGUUUUACAACCACCGAUUGCCGUAGUCAGUAAUACUGUACAUAACUUUUUUGUUCGUAUUGGAAUUUGUAAAAAAAUUGUUAGACGAUUUGAUAUGUCCAAUGCACCACCAGGUUUAGUUAUGAAUCUGCCGGGAAUCGAUCCUCAAGAUAGUGAAAGGCGACGGCAAAUCGCACUAAAGGCAUUAAGUGAGCGUUUAAGCAAAGAUCAUGCAAGACCGUGGCAGCAAGAUAGAAAUAAAAAAAAUAUUCCUCCUCUAGCUACUGUUUCAAUAUCUAUUCCAGAGUCUACUACAACAAAACCUCUGGUAUCUCCUCUUAUUCCACCAUUAAAUACUAAUAUUCACAAUCAAAGACUAUCAAAUACGUGAUUAAUAGUUAUAAUCUAGAUUUAAAAUGGAAAUUGAUAAAUUAUCUUAUUUUCAUACAGAAAAUAAUUAAAUUUUGUUACAUUGUUAAUUUCGAAUCAUAAAAGUGAAAAAAAAGCAAGAAAUGUUUAGUAAUAAAUUAUUUAAAGUUUAAGGAGCUUAACAUCAAGACUGUUUCAUGUUAUAAUCUAAGUUUAUAUCUCUUUUUAGCAUCUUUAUCGGAUUUAUAUCGUUCAGUUAAAAUUGAAAGAAAAAAAUUUUCAAAAAAACGUUGUUUCAAAAAUAAAUCAACCAUCCAUAUUUUUGUAACACAUCCAUCAUUUAUACCACGAGUUAUACCUUUGCAGUAUACGCCAAGUAUACGAGCAGCUACUUAAUACACAUUUAUACUAUACCGUAUAAACUCAUCCAGAUAUUAAAAAACUGAUUUGCUAUAACGUCAUAGAUUCAAAAAGUAUAUUUUAUUUCAUAUACCAAAAGGUCUAACGUAUAGUUUCCAAUCUAUACUUUGCUGUUGAAAAAUCAUCAAUAUAGACAUCUUAUGAACGUG
Cotesia glomerata is the source of this 1968-nucleotide messenger RNA. Its product is annotated as transmembrane protein 115. Bases 333 to 1421 code for a protein of 362 amino acids. The transcript has 4 exons. NCBI's taxonomy places the organism in Eukaryota, Metazoa, Arthropoda, Insecta, Hymenoptera, Braconidae. Gene Ontology annotation, biological process: retrograde vesicle-mediated transport, Golgi to endoplasmic reticulum. Gene Ontology annotation, cellular component: membrane; Golgi apparatus. The record is from RefSeq and is a predicted model, not a curated record.